AUGGAUGUCAAUAGCAUUAUAUAAAUCUUCAUUCAACAAACUUUCCGAACUUUCCAAACUACAGUAAAAAUUGUACAGUUAAUAAUUUGUUCUUGUUUUUCAUUUAAAUCACCAUUAAAAAGCCUAAAAUGCCACAAAAUUCAACAAAAAUUCGUCACACUAAGGCUAGCAACCUUCGCACCUUGGUGAAUAAUUCAUGGGUCGCGGGUCAAGAAUCAGUCUCGCCUCCCCGACGCAGGCUGUCGAUGUCGCUUGGUAGGUAUUCUGGAAGUUGCACUCCAGGAAAGUUCAAUGGCAGCAGUGCCUCACCGCCCAUUUCGGUAAUGGACUCGGACACGGACCAGGGGUCUGACGACGAGACUAAGACAGACCCUGGGAAGUCCAACUCCAAGAUCCCAAGCCCAAGGAUAGACGCAAGCCCACCUGCUGCACAGCCACCGAGCCUCGUAACGACGGAAGACACUACCGUGGUCGGAACACUCCAAGGUGAAAGCCACACGCAAAUCAUCGAGGAAAAUCGUCUGAGGCUCAUUGAGAAACAAUACCAGAUUCUGAAAUCCCUUCAAUCGGAUUUUAUACGCUCAUUGGAGUCAUUAGAUCCGCAGGAGUCCGAGAUGAUUGGCACGUACAAAUUUAUGCCACUUGUGCUCGACGAGAACAACAAGUGGCUUGUCAAAAAUGAUGAUCUGACCCUGAAUUUGCCCGCCGAGAGUGUGCAAGAUCUUAAGGAUCGUUGCGAGGCUGCCGUUAACUCGGGCUUCAUGUUGCUCUACGACCAACUGGAGUGCGUCCAGUUGGCCAACGACGAGUUCGAGGCGUCGCAACAGAAGGAGAAGCUCCAAGUCAGCCUAGAGGGUCUUUUGAAACGCAAAGUGUGCACCAUCGUUGAGAGUAUCGAUCUGGCUUGUGGGUCAACUGAAGGCCAACAGGAUGAGCAUGACCUGCAUAUGUACCGCAAGAUAGACGAGCUGCAGAAACAGAAGGAGGUCAUGGAGGCGCGGAUCUUAGAGAUCACCGAGAAUCACAACGAACAGAUGAAUCGGCUCAAGGCAAGGUUUAAGGAGGAUCAGGAAAACCAUCAUUCGAAUUUGGAGGAGCUGCAGGAGAUGCUGAGCGCCAGCAAGGCACAACGAGACGAAUUGGAAAGGCAGCUGAUGAAUAAGGACAACGCCAUCGAAUCUGACAAGGAAAUGACUCUUAACCACCAGUUCGAGGAGUUGAGUGCUGAGCUUGUCCGGACACGGAAAGAGCUCAAAAGUAGCAAGGAUCAUAUAUCUUUUCUCGAGAGCAAGGGGAAGGUGGAUAGCGGGCUUAUAAAGAAUUUGCAAAAACGUGUGGAUGAACUGCAAAAAAGUGGUAUGUGGAUUCACUUUUGUAUAGCUAAAGUCCAGCAGGCUAUGGACAUGCAUCAGACAUCGCCCAUGUCCGUCAGCAGUGUGCAGCUGGUGCUUGCAGAUCUGGAACAUGCGAAGUCGGAUAUAUACAAAUCCCAGCAAUUGGUGGACAAGUUGAAGACACAGGCGGAUCGCGACCAGAUGAUGCUAUGCAGGUGCAACGCAGAGCUCAACACCCUUCGUCUGAAGGAUACUGAAAAACAAAAAGCUUAUGUAGAACUUUUAUUGGAGUCUGUCAACAACGACACGCUGAUAGAUCAGAUGCGCCAAAAGCUGAACGCGAUGGGGGAUCAGCUAUCUGAUUUCGUUGGAAAACUGGAGCUCCAUAUGCAGGAAAUCAGACGCCUGAAGGAGUUUAAGAACUUUUUGUUGGAGGAAAACGCUCGCAUCGAGCAGCAAAGGGAAGGAAUAUAAGGAAGCCAAAAACGAUGGGGAACAGCAGGUUGAAAAACUAACGUAGCAGCUAUAAAUACUGCAAUUGGUCGCCAUUUCUACCCCUAAUAUAAUUUGGAAGGAAUUCCGAUUUGAAGUCAGGAAUUUGAAGACUUUCUUCUGCACAAAGAAAAUCCGCCAACUUUAAUUGAAGGCCUCAUCAACGUUUGCAGAGUAUGCGAACUCUGAAUCUGGGGCAUAAUCAGCUGCCCAGCAGCAUUUUCAGCUCAACCAACAGAUACUGGAGCAGGAUCAGUCAGACCAUCAAAUGAACCAACACGAGCCCAUACAGAUCUCUUUUUUGCACCGAUCCUUUUUCCACCAUUGCGUACAACUACAGCCUACACAGCAUUUUCAACAACAGCAAUGACCAAGGCUAGUCAGACAUCAUAAAACACAUAUAAAUUAUAUAAAUGCUGUACCAUAAAUACCCCUAUGCAUCUUGA
Messenger RNA from Drosophila miranda, 2272 nucleotides. Its product is annotated as golgin subfamily A member 4-like. The transcript is spliced from 9 exons. The record is from RefSeq and is a predicted model, not a curated record. NCBI's taxonomy places the organism in Eukaryota, Metazoa, Arthropoda, Insecta, Diptera, Drosophilidae. The coding region runs from base 129 to 1808 and encodes 559 amino acids.